Messenger RNA from Microdochium trichocladiopsis, 1710 nucleotides. RefSeq names its product tRNA nucleotidyltransferase. Lineage: Eukaryota; Fungi; Ascomycota; Sordariomycetes; Xylariales; Microdochiaceae. The record is from RefSeq and is a predicted model, not a curated record. Gene Ontology annotation, molecular function: RNA binding; ATP:3'-cytidine-cytidine-tRNA adenylyltransferase activity. Gene Ontology annotation, biological process: tRNA 3'-terminal CCA addition. The transcript is spliced from 2 exons. The coding region runs from base 1 to 1710 and encodes 569 amino acids.
AUGGCCACUGGCCCGACAGAGACGUCAACCGCCAUCUCGUUGACGGACAAGGAGCGCCAGCUCAAGGAGCUCCUGCUCGAUGUCGCCCGGUCUAUCAGGGACAGCAACCACAGCCUGCAGCAGAAUGGCUCAUCGGAAACACCAGCAACAACUGCUGAGCCGGUCGUCCUGCGGUGGGCAGGCGGCUGGGUGCGGGACAAGCUGCUGGGCACCGAAUCUGUCGACAUUGACACGGCCAUCAACACGAUGACGGGCGAGGCGUUUGCCCUGAAGCUAUGCGAGCUGUGCCAGGACCCGGCCGUCAUUGCGCGGCACGCCAUCUCGCAGUCCGACAUUGGCAACCUGCACAAGAUUGCCCGCAACCCGGACAAGUCGAAGCACCUGGAGACGACGACGAUCAAGCUCUUUGGGCUCGACGUCGACUUUGUCAACCUGCGCCGCGAGACGUACACCGACGACAGCCGCAACCCGCAGGUGGAGUUUGGCACCGCCGAGGAGGACGCCCUGCGGCGCGACGCCACCGUCAACGCCCUCUUCUACAACCUCAGCACGGGCGAGGUCGAGGACUUCACCACCGGCCUGCAGGACAUGCGGAGGAGGCUCAUACGCACGCCGCUCGAGCCGUUCCAGACUUUCACGGAUGACCCGCUGCGGGUGCUGCGGCUCGUCAGGUUUGCCAGCAGGCUGCAGUUCAGCAUCGAUCCUGCGGUCGAAAAGGUCAUGGGCGAUGACCGGGUCCUUGAGGCUCUCCGGGUCAAGAUCAGCAGGGAGCGGGUCGGCGUCGAGAUUGAGAAGAUGCUGAAAGGCAAACACCCCCGAGAAGCCCUCGAGUAUAUUGAGCGCCUCGCUCUCUACCACGCCAUCUUCACCGACCUGACGUCCCCCACCACAACAGCAGCAGCAGCAGCAGCAGAUAGCUCGAAACCAGACAUCAGCAAGUGGAGCGUCGCAUACAACCUCUUCGCCAAGCUUGCGGCUCGCAAGACACCGGGGUCCGUCUACGACGUGCUCGUCCGCCACGACGAGGCCGCCUACUACGCGUGGACGCUGACCGCGCUGGUCCCCUGGGAACCCCUCUCUGCCGCUUCUUCCGCGAGGCCGCACAAGGGGCCCGGCAAAGUCCCGCCGCCACCGGUCACCCUCGCGGCGCGGGAGGGCAUCAAGACGCCGACGAGGUUCUGCGACCUGGUGACCGCCGCCCACAACAACCGCGCCGAGAUCCUGGCGCUAAAGCAGGACGUCGUGAUGCGGCGGGAGCCGCGCGUCGGCGAGCGGGACACGUUCGGCAUGGCGAUCCGCCGCUGGGACGCGAGGGGCGGGCACUGGCGGCUGCAGGUGCUGUACGCGCUGCUCGUCGAGGCAAUGGAGGUGCUGCCUGCCACGACAGCGACGACAGCAACGAGUACCGGGAAAGACGGAAAACAAGAAGGAGAAGAAAAGGAAGACGAAGAAGCCUUCCUCGCGCAAUGGCAGCGCUUUCUGGACCACCUGCACGACCUGGACGUCCUCGAGGCGCCCUCCCUGAAGCGGCUCAUCGACGGCACGCAGCUUGCCAAAGCGCUGGGCGUGAAACCAGGGAAGUGGAUGACGGCCGCGCUGGACGUGUGUGUCGCGUGGCAGCUGCGGCACCCGGACGCCACGGAUCCUCAGGGCGCGGUGGACGAGGUCGAGGGCAAGAGAGCCGAGUUGGGUGUCCCCGAUAGGAAAUAG